UGGACGGGUUAUAUGGGCGAGAAAUACGAAUACGGGUUGGGUACGCCGAACAGUAUAUAUAGACCGAGGACUUUGUGUUUGAAACUGAUGAAUAGAUGUCACAAUGAACAAAGCGAAUAGAUUUUUCACCAUUGCAGCAUCACACUUUGAAUCCCUCUUACGAAAAUAUUCAGCUUCAAAUUCUCUUUCAGAAACCAAAAAACUUCAUGCUUUAAUCAUCACCUAUGGCUUAUUCUCAUCGUCCCAACUCUCCUCUAAGCUCGCCACAACCUACGCGCAAUGCCACCAUGCUUCCUACGCCUCCCAACUGUUCGAUAAAUUGCCUAAACGAAAUUUAUUUUCCUGGAACACUAUGAUGAGAAUGUAUGUUCAAAUGGGUCGCCCCCAUGAUGCACUUAACAUGUUUGUUGAAAUGCUUCAUUCGGGUCGGGCUAUGCCGGAUCACUUUACGUACCCAAUUGUUAUUAAGGCUUGUAGUGAGUUGUUGUUUGUUGAUAUGGGUGUUGGAGUUCAUGGGCAGACUGCUAAGUGUGGGUUUGAUUUGAACAGUUUUGUACAGAAUUCUUUGUUGGCAAUGUAUAUGAAUGUUGGGGAGAAAGAAGCGGCGCGGUUGGUUUUUGAGUUGAUGCAAGAACGUACGGUGGUGUCUUGGAAUACUUUGAUUAAUGGGUUGUUUCGGAAUAAUUGUGCGGAGGAUGCGUUGAGGGUUUAUAGUAGAAUGGUGGAUGAGGGUGUGGGAGUUGAUUGUGCUACUGUGGUUUCAGUUUUGCAGGCUUGUGGGGUUUUAAAGAAUGUGGAGCUUGGGAGAGAGGUUCGUGCGUUGACUCUUGAGAAAGGGUAUUGGGGGAAUGUGGUUGUUAGGAAUGCAUUGUUGGAUAUGUAUGUUAAGUGCGGUGAGAUGGAGGAAGCGCGUUUGUUGUUGAAUGGGAUGGAAGAAAAGGAUGUGGUGACUUGGACAACUUUGAUUAAUGGAUAUGUUGUGAAUGGUGAUGCAAGAAGUGCUCUGAUGUUGUGUCGAUCAAUGCAGUUGGAAGGGGUGAAACCGAAUUUGGUUAGUGUAGCUUCUCUGCUAUCGGCCUGUGGUGAUUUGGUUUCUUUGAAACACGGUAAGUGCCUACAUGCGUGGGCAAUAAGGCAAAACAUUGAGUCUGAGGUAGUUAUGGAAACUGCCUUAAUUGAUAUGUAUGCCAAAUGCAAUGAGGGCAACCUCAGUUAUAAAGUGUUUAUGAAAACCUCGAAGAAGAGAACGGCCCCGUGGAACGCAGUCCUAUCUGGGUUCGUACAUAAUAGGCUUGCUAGAAAUGCAGUACAACUUUUCAAAGAAAUGUUAUUGGAAAACGUGCAACCCGACAGUCCAACCUUUAAUAGUCUUCUUCCUGCAUAUGCUAUUCUUGCUGACCUCAAACAAGCAAUGAACAUGCAUUGUUACCUUGUAAAAUUGGGAUUUCUUUGCAAACUUGAAGUAGCUAGUAUGCUAGUUGAUAUAUACUCAAAGUGUGGAACUUUAGGAUAUGCUCACCAGAUUUUUGAUAUGAUUCCUCUCAAAGACAAGGAUAUUAUUAUUUGGACUGCAAUAAUUGAUGCUUAUGGAAAGCAUGGAUACGGUGAAAUGGCGGUCUCACUUUUCAACCAGAUGGUUCAAUCUGGAGAAAAACCAAAUGAAGUGACUUUCACCUCUGUUCUGCAUGCUUGCAGCCAUGCAGGUUUGGUUGAUCAGGGUUUGUCUCUGUUCAAUCUUAUGCUUAAAAAAUACCAAGUUAUUCCUAGUGUUGAUCAUUAUACAUGCAUAGUGGAUCUUCUUGGCCGUGCUGGUCGACUGAAUGAUGCUUACAAUCUUAUUAGAACCAUGCCUAUUACACACAACCAUGCCGUAUGGGGUGCACUACUUGGCGCCUGUGUGAUACAUGAAAAUGUUGAACUGGGAGAGAUAGCUGCUAGGUGGACUUUUGAGCUUGAACCAGAAAACACGGGAAAUUAUGUUCUGUUAGCAAAACUUUAUGCUGCUGUAGGAAGGUGGAGAGAUGCAGAGAGAGUCAGGAAUAUGGUAAAUGAGGUUGGACUACGAAAAACACCUGCUAACAGCUUAGUUGAGGUUAGCAAUAUGUGAACUGGACGUGUUCUUAUAGAGUGUGAUGUCAAGUUAACAACAUUAGCCACAAACAUGAAAGUUCUAUCGAAAAUGGGUUGAGGCAUUUCCUUCAUAGAGGGAGAAGUGCCUAUUACUUGUUGGCUGCCAUUGUGUUAAUUAUGAUGGAGAUAAAUGGUGGUCUUGUAGGAAACACGUAACUUUAAUUAUAUUUGACAGCAUGGAGUUCCAAGGUGGUGAACUGGGAUCCAAUUUCCCUGAAUGCACUUUGUUACUACCCAAUUGCCAAUACUGACUACCGGUGUUUUUCUCACACAUUCAUUAUCUUACAAGUUUCUCGAUUGCUAAUGCCAUGUUUGCGGUUUCACCGAAACAGUUUUCCAAGUUUUAAGGUUGUCAAAUCAUUGUGCGCCACUUAGUCCUUCCACAACCACUUACUCUCACAUUCUCUUUAUGAGUAGUUGGAUUUUGUUGCUACUUCUAGUUGGUUUAUGGAAUCACUGAACAAGAUAUGAUGAUUGUAUGUUCCUUGUCAUUGACUAGUUUCUAUGGAACUCAUAAUGAAUUCAUUUUGAUGACAAGCGUGUUCUGUUCCCAGAUAUCCAAAAAUUACAUAGUAACGCUUUGAAGAUGCAUGUAUCCGAGCUGAUACUGCAGUGUGAAAUAUCAAUGGAAUUUCAGUUUGUAAGAUAUGUUGAAUACUUGAGUUGGAUGAAAUCCCAUGUUCAUAGUUUAAGAAUGUUGAAUGUUAUUGUUGAAUUGGUUCCUUACAAACUUUGCGCCAAGUUGAGAAAGGAGUUGAGUAAACCCAUCUAUCGGGUUGUAAUCUUUGAUAUUUGUUUACUACAUUAGGCUCAGCUCCAAGUUCAAUGUGUUACACAAACGGGGUAUAAAUUGCAAUAAUUGAAAUUUUUAUGCCUACCUGAGGCUGAUGUCAUUUAACCAAUAGUGUGAUUUAUCCACAUAUUGGAGGCAUAUUCCAUUAAGAUCAAUACCUUAAUUAAUUCACAUGGAUCUAACCUUUCUACCAAGGAGAGCAUGGCUUUCUGAAACGGCGGUGUCAGUCACUGGUAUAUUGACAAUGAAGUGUUAACAGGCAUGGUGUAAGUGAUGGGAAAUUACCAAGUAUAUAUGAGUUGAAUGCAACCGGAAAGUCAGUCAUGUUUGAGCUCUAAUGUUCGUCUACUCCUAUGGUACAUAACUACAUAUGCUUUCAAUAUGUGUUAUCCAAGGUUGUAUGCUACUAUGCUCAUCUAAUAACCCAGCUUGUAAACUGCUUCACAAGUUUUCUCUAAAAUGUUAAUCAAGAUUUGUUCUUCGCUGAAAAGAAAACAAUUUUACGAAGGAGGCGAUAGCAACACUUUCACUGAGUUCCGAUGUAUAAAAUAUUUUUACAUGCUACCAAGUAAAAUCAAAUUGGAAGACAAACCAAACAGGAGGAUCAAACAACAAUUUAUCAAGAGAGACAAGCACUUUUUGGGGUUGAAAAGCCGUGUCACUUUUUUUUAUUAUGAAUUCAAUUUGUGUCACUCUAAUACCAAUAACAGAAUUGUUGGCAGUUGCUUGCAACAUGCCCUAAAGUUAAUAUGUUUGCUAAUGGUUAGUGUAGUUGAGAUUCGUACUCAACUCAACUUCAUAA
This is a messenger RNA of Medicago truncatula (barrel medic), 3725 nucleotides long. Its product is annotated as pentatricopeptide repeat-containing protein At5g39350. The transcript is spliced from 2 exons. Gene Ontology annotation, molecular function: RNA binding; protein binding. Bases 104 to 2107 code for a protein of 667 amino acids. Gene Ontology annotation, biological process: RNA modification. Lineage: Eukaryota; Viridiplantae; Streptophyta; Magnoliopsida; Fabales; Fabaceae. The record is from RefSeq and is a predicted model, not a curated record.